UUGUCUGUGUUUUAUCGAUAUUACCACGACGCUGGUUUUAUGUUGAUUGUCGCGUUUGAAGAAGAAGCAGCGCGAAAGCGGCAUUUGUUCGAAUUAACUGUAGAAAAGUCAAUGUAAAAUCGAAAUUCAUGUUAACAAGUAUUGUCCUGUUUUGUGAAAUAUGUCCACUAAAAGCUCUAUUCAAGUCUGCAUUAAGGUGCGUCCAUGUGAGCCGGAGCUGCCUACAUUAUGGCAAGUGAAGGACAAACGAGCCAUUCAACCAUUGGACAGCCAAGCAGAUCCCUGUGUUUUCGAUUAUGUGUACGAUCAGGGCUCCAAUAACCAAGAAGUUUUCGAUGGCAUGGCAAAACAUAUCGUCGAAGCCUGUGUGAGAGGCUUCAAUGGCACUAUUUUCGCCUAUGGGCAAACAUCUUCUGGAAAAACCUAUACAAUGAUGGGAGACCAGCAGAAUCCAGGCGUAAUGGUCUUGGCUGCCAAGGAGAUCUUCAAUCAGAUCACCAAUCAUAGUGAUCGGGAUUUCUUGCUUCGUGUGGGAUACAUCGAGAUCUACAACGAAAAGAUCUAUGAUUUACUCAACAAGAAAAAUCAAGAUCUUAAAAUAUUUGAAAGCAAUGGCAUGGUGAAUGUAAAUUGCGAGGAAUGCAUUAUAACCAGCGAGGAUGACUUACUGCAGUUCCUCUGCUUGGGUAACAAAGAGCGCACUGUCGGUGAGACGAACAUGAAUGAACGUUCCAGUCGAUCGCAUGCCAUAUUUCGCAUAAUCAUUGAAUCCCGCAAAGCCGAUCGCAGUGACGACGAUGCUGUGAUUCAGAGCAUACUGAACCUCGUGGAUCUAGCUGGCUCUGAACGAGCCGAUCAGACUGGUGCAAGGGGUGCUCGGUUAAAAGAGGGAAGUCAUAUUAACAAAAGCCUUCACUUCUUAAGCAAUGUGAUUAAAAGUCUGGCUGAGAACGAAGAUAAUAAAUAUGUUAGUUAUCGGGACUCGAAACUGACUCGCAUUCUGCAGGCUUCGCUUGGAGGCAACGCAUUCACAUCCAUAAUUUGCACCAUUCGCCCAUCAAUAAUGGAGGAAUCGCAAUCCACAUUAAAUUUUGCAAUGCGUGCGAAGAAAAUCCAUCUAAAGCCACAAUUAAAUGAAAUUGUAUCGGAUGCGACAAUGAUGAAACGCUUAGAGCGUGAGAUAAAGUUACUUAAAGAUCGCUUAGCCGAAGAGCAAGCAAAAAAUGAAAGUCAGAUUAAAGUAAGGCUCUUAGAGCAGAGAAUUAAGACCGAUACGCUCAAGAUUAUUACAAGCAAUACAAUUACUGAUCGCAAUAAAAAUCGACGACGUACAUGGUGUCCAGCGUCAUCGAAUCUGGAGGAAACGUCCACAGGCUCUCAAGAAAUCCCAGUAGCUAUUGGGUCGAAUAAGCCCCAUGCCAGUAUAAAACACUCAAAUUUACCGAAGCCCAGCUUCUAUCCUACAACUAACCGUCCAACCCAAAGAGCUUUAGCCGGGUCCAAAACUAUAAACAUUAUGAAAUCCCUGGAAGUCAAAGAAGAAACUAUGUCUGUCGAACCCAACUUUGAGCAGGCAACUCAUCAGCUCACCGCAGAUCACUCCAGAAUGAGAACAAUUACUCUAACUCCAACCUUAGCUCAAAUGGGGGCAAAAGGUAGAGAAUUGCUUGAACGCAAGCUUGUGGAGCUGGAAGCCUUCACAAAAAUAGAGCAACAGAUUAAUACAGAAUGGGACGAGCUAAAUGAAAAGUUAUCUACGGCAACAGCUCGAGUUGAUGAACUGCAGACAGAGAGACAAAAUUUGUUGCAGCGUUCGGAAGACUUACAAGCCCAAGUCGAUGAUCUGAGGAAGUCCAAGGAGGAAGCCGAUAAAAAAAUUGCAAGUUACGAAGAACAACUAAAAACGCUAAAGGCAACCGCGGAAAGAUUGGACAUGGAGAAUCGUGCUGCCGUCGAGCUGGAGUUUGAAUUUACAAGUCAUAAGUCAAAAUCAAAACUAAGAGAAAAUGAAUUGCUUACGGCGUUGUCGGAAAAGGACAGUACCAUCGAAAAUCUGCAAAAGUCGCUAAAUGAUCUGUCGAGUGAGGUACUCCGGAACAGCAAAGAUGAUCAUAUGCGUUCCAUUUGCCCGGCUCUGGAAACUAGCUGCGAACUGAUCUGUCGCAAAUGUGUAGAUUUGGAACGCCUAUUAGAGGAAUAUAACAAUAAGCCCAACGACAAAAAUGGUGCUGUUGCAAUUGAUUGUGAAUGUGAACAGUUGAGAGCAGAUAUCGCCAACACUCGUGCUCAGCUUGAAGGCGUUCAGAAUGCCUAUAAGCAAAUAACCAGUGAUGUGGCUGAGAAGACGGAGUUGUGCGAUCGUCUAAGCCGUAAUGUUAUCUCUGCAGAGGAGGCCAAGUUUACGCUGCAAGGAAAAUGUGAUGAUCUCAAGCAAGCGCAGCUUCGUCAUGAGGAGCUUAUAAAGAUAAUGCAAGAUGAAUAUGACAAGAUUCAGCAGAAGUACAACGCUUUACAACACGAUUAUGAGAUAUUGGAACGCACUGCUAGUUCUACAGAAGAAGAGCACAAGAUGUUGCAGACUGAGAAUGAAAGUUUGCAGAGGGAAAUCAGUACAUUAAAACAAUGUGUUGAGGAAAUGCAAUUGAAACUUCUAGAAACAACUGUCUCCGAUGUUCACGAAGCUCUUGUACAGCAGCUUAAGACGAGCAAUGAGGAGCUCAUGGCGAACUUGGCCAAUAUGGAGACCAAAUAUUGCGACUUGCAGGGAGAAUACGAUGAUCUUUCCAAUCAGCUUGUUGAUAGUGUGCAAGACGGUGAUAGUUUGCGAGAACAGUUCACUGCGCUGCAGGAGACUCUGAAAAAGACGCCAUUGGAGACAGAUCGAUUGCAUGCACACAUUGAACAACUAGAGAAAGAAGUUAAUGAAAAAAAUCAGCUUUUGGAAGCCACCGAAAGCACAAUAAAUGAGAUGCGCGAACAGAUGACAAAUCUGCAGUCUGAGUUGUUGGAGAAAUCUGUGAUAGUAAACAAAGUGGAGGACUAUCAACGUCAGAUCGAGUCGCUCGAGAAACAACAUGCUGAAAUGACGAUGGUCUGCGAAGAGCUGCAGGAGAAGGUUAAAGAGACCACUAUUAACGAUAGUUUGUCAAAGAGCACAAGUACUAUGAUUGCGCCUGAUAUUGAUUUUGAGCAGGAGCAAGAAAUUGGUAUUCUCAAGGAAAGGCUCGCCCAAUUGAAUGGCGAACUCAAACAGUUGCAGACUGAAUUAAAAAAACAAUUAAUUGUGGUUCAACAAAAGGAUGAGCUUAUUGAAACGAUGCAAUUGGAGAUGCAGGAGCUAAAUGAGCGUUGUUUAUCCAUGGAUGUGCAGAUAGUAGAACUUCGUUCGAAUGUUCAACAACAGCAACAACUGCUUGAUCUGCAGGCUACCAAAUUGGCAGCCGAUGCCAAUCGAAUUGAUCAGUUACAGGAAUCCAAUGCAAAGCUAACAGAGCGUAGCAUUAAAGCAGAGGAAACGCUAGAGGAACGUCUCAAUCUGGCCGCGGACAUUGAUAGUUCGAAAGCAGAAUACGAAAAGCAUCUUCAGCAUUUGCAAUUGACACUGGACAUUGCCAGGGUGGAAUUCGCUAAACAGGAGAAGAUAAAUAAGGAUGAACUUGAUAAUGCUAAUUUAGAGUUUUUGCAAAAGAUUGAGGUAAGCGAGAGUAGAUACCGAGAGAACCUCCAUAAAUACAAUACCGAAUGGGAAGAUCGAUUACAAAAACUCAAUUCCGAAGGUGAAGCUAAAUUGUUGGCUGCUAAUGCAGAAAUUGCUGCUGAAAGGGAACAAUUUAUUCAAGAAAAACACGAACUGGAAUCACUCUAUGAUGAGAGUAAGAAAACCAUUGUGGAGCUGCAAGAUAAGUUAAGCUUCAUGGUGGAAGACAAUGAGAAAGUAAAAGCAUACGCAGACUUCGAAAUAUUGUCUAAUGAAAAGCUUAAAAAUCUGCAUGAAAAAUAUGAAAGACAACUUAAAGAUUUCGAGCAAUUAAAACUAAACUUAGACAGCUUAGAACUGGAAAAGAACGCGCUACAAGCUGUUGUGGAUGAUAACAAACAAAUCAUUCAGCGUUUGUCUCAAGAACUUGAAUCUGAACAAAAUGUGCGACAAAUCGAAACAAGCAAAUUGAACCGUGAAUUAGAGAAUGCCAUAGAAGCUAAUAGUAAAGCAAAGUCUGAGUACAGCGAACAAUUAGAAACAUACACUGAAAAAAUUAGCGAUCUCCAAGAAGAAUUGAGACAGGCGAACCUAAUGGCCAGCGACAUUGAGAAACUUAAUUUAGAACGGCAGCAAAUACAAGAAGUUUUAGCUAAGACAAAGGAGCACAACAUGUUAUUGGAAAAGAAAGCAGACGAACUUGAAAGCGCAUUGUUAUUGGCUCAGAAUGAAGUAACGACACAUAGAACGCAGUUGGAGAGCUUGCAAUCGAAACUAGAUUAUACUCAGGAAGCAAAGAAUAACUUUAGUUCCGCGGAGGCCGCAUAUACUCAAAAGCUACAUGAUCUAGAAAAAGAAAUGUCGGAGCAGGCACAUCAAUAUAAUCGCAAAAUAGAGGAAUUGAUAAGUUCAGAGGCCGAACUUAACUUCAAGAUGGAAGCAUUGCUAAAGAGAAAGCUCGAGCUAGAGGCUUCGAACGACAAACUGGCCGCUUCGCAAGAGCUCUUGAAUCAGGAACGUGAACAUAACGCGAAUUUGCAACAAAGCAACGAUCAGUUGAAGUCGCAGCUAAAGGCUAAGCAAACUGAGUGGAACACCCUACAGCAAACGCUGCAACAGCAAGAGACGCAACUAAAUAUUAAGCAAACUGAAUUCAACAUUUUGCAAAAAAGCGCAGAUGAGACAAAUUCGCAGCUACUUACAUUGAAGCAGACUCUUCAUCAAGCUGAGUCGCAACUUGAACUCAAACAGACCGAUUGUGAUACAUUACAGCAGUCCUUGCAAGAAGCAACGUCUCUGUUAGACAGUAAGCAAGCCGAAUUUGAUGCAGUACUGCUGACUAUAAAGCAAAUGUCAGAGGAUAACAAAGAGGCCCAUGAUUCGUUGGAACAAGCAGAGUCGCAACUUAAAACAAAGCAGGCCGAAUGUAAUGCAUUGAAAGAGUCCUUGCAACAAGCAACUUGUGAAUUAGAAACUAAACAAGCUGCCUUCGAUGCGUUGCAGAUGUCUUUCAAGGAUCUGCAGUGUAAGUUAGAAACCAAACAAGCGGCUGACUGUUCGUUACAACAAGUAGAAUCAGAACUCAAAGCGAAGCAAGCGGAAUGUAGUUCUCUGCAGCAGUCAUUGCAACAAGCAACUUCUCUCUUAGACAGUAAGCAAGCCGAAUUCGAUGCAGUGCAGCUGACUAUAAAGCAAAUGUCAGAGGAUAACAAAGAGGCCCAUGAUUCGUUGGAACAAGCAGAGUCGCAACUUAAAACAAAGCAGGCCGAAUGUAAUACAUUGAAAGAGUCCUUGCAACAAGCAACUUGUGAAUUAGAAACUAAACAAGCUGCCUUCGAUGCGUUGCAGAUGUCUUUCAAGGAUCUGCAGUGUAAGUUAGAAACCAAACAAGCGGCUGACUGUUCGUUACAACAAGUAGAGUCAGAACUCAAAGCGAAGCAAGCGGAAUGUAGUUCUCUGCAGCAGUCAUUGCAACAAGCAACUUCUCUGUUAGACUGUAAGCAAGCCGAAUUCGAUGCAGUGCAGCUGGCUAUAAAGCAAAUGUCAGAGGAUAACAAAGAGGCCCAUGAUUCGUUGGAACAAGCAGAGUCGCAACUUAAAACAAAGCAGGCCGAAUGUAAUGCAUUGAAAGAGUCCUUGCAACAAGCAACUUGUGAAUUAGAAACUAAACAAGCUGCCUUCGAUGCGUUGCAGAUGUCUUUCAAGGAUCUGCAAUGUAAGUUAGAAGCCAAACAUGCGGCUGACUGUUCGUUGCAACAAGUAGAGUCAGAACUCAAAGCGAAGCAAGCGGAAUGUAGUUCUCUGCAGCAGUCAUUGCAACAAGCAGCGUCUCAGCUACAGAAUAAGCAAGAUGCCCUCGAUGCAUUGCAGCUAACUUUAAAUCAAACGCAGCUUCAGUUAGAUUCUAAGCAAAAGGCCCAUACUGCUGUGCAGACAGCUGAGUCACAAAUCAAAGCGAAGCAAGCGGAAUGUAAUUCUCUGCAUAAUUUCUUACAAGAAUCAAGAAGCAACUUGCAUCAAGUAGAGUCUCAACUUAAAGUAAAGCAGGCUGAAUGUAAUUCUCUGCAACAAUCUUUGCAAAAAGCAGUGUCUCAGCUAGACUCUAAACAAGCUGCAUUAGAUGCUUCAUUGCGACAAUCAGAUUUGCAGCUCAAAGCUAAGCAGACUGACUGCGAUUCAUUGCAACAGACCGUGCAAGAGCUUAAAGCCCAACUGGCGGCAAGUGCUGCAAGUGAGGAAAUGGUCCUCAGAGCUAAAGAGUUACAAAUAGAAUUUGAUAAGCUGAAAUCUAAUCAAAAUAGUUUACAAGCUGAACGAGAACGUUUGGAUGCAACCAUUUCUAGUUUAUUGGAGGACAAACGCAAUUUGGAGGAAAAACUUUGCAGUACAAAUGAGAUUGUGCAGAAAUUGGAGAUGGAUUUAAAAACUCCUCGAAAGAGUUUGGAUCGGGAUCAUCAUAUACCGCGGAAAUCGUUAAUCUCUGAGUCGGAGGUGCGCAGAAAUAGGCGGAUUAGUACUCACGACGAGCGACGUCAGUCAUAUUGGAAUGAUUCCCGACACGUAGCCUGUAUGACAGAUCCUGUGGAUACCAACUGUAAUUGCACGGAACUCGAUCGUAAGUUGAAAGAAUGCCAAUUCGAGCUGUUCGUAAGGGAGAGCAAAGUGACCGCACUGAGCAUCGAGCUGAAAAAUCAUCCGUUGAAAGAAGAAAAUGCUCAAUUGAAGAAGCGCCUACAGGAAGAGCAGCAAAAGUCGCGAGAUGAAAUUAAGCGAAUGAAGAGUAAGAACUCCGAUCUUAUGAGUAAAGUUAACGCAUUCUCCGCAUCUGCUGCCAUCUCGUCUAGCAGUAAUUGCGCUGCGAUUCCACUUCAAAAGCUAACGAGUGUUGAGACUCAAACAGAGUCCGACUUAGUGGUGGAGCUCAAAAAGACAACAGAGAAAUUAAACGACUGUAUCCAGGUGUGUCGACAUCGCUACAAUCAUAUAAAGGAUCUGGAAGAGAGAUUAAAACAGAAUGAAAAUAGCGAUACUUCCAAUAUUUCUUCCCAGACAAUCGGUCAAAUUAAUUUGCUUAAGUCCAAAUUGGAGAUACAGAAAAAGGAGAUAGCUACGCUCACCAAUAAAUAUGAAUACGCCAAAAAGGCUCUAAAAUUGCGAAAGGAUGAGAUAGAAGAAUUGCGCAAAGGCGCUGGCACAGCCGUAACAGCAGCAUGUUCUACAUAAUAAAUAGUUUUCCUUAGUAUUACUAUGUUUAGUGAUUAUUUGUAUAGUAUUUCAACAGUUGUUUACUUGUACUCAAUAUAAUAAUUUCAACGUUAAGUGUUCUAUUUAUAG
Messenger RNA from Drosophila nasuta, 7531 nucleotides. RefSeq names its product kinesin-like protein KIF15. NCBI's taxonomy places the organism in Eukaryota, Metazoa, Arthropoda, Insecta, Diptera, Drosophilidae. Gene Ontology annotation, cellular component: microtubule. Gene Ontology annotation, biological process: microtubule-based movement; mitotic cell cycle. The record is from RefSeq and is a predicted model, not a curated record. Gene Ontology annotation, molecular function: microtubule motor activity; microtubule binding; ATP binding.